Messenger RNA from Hymenoscyphus albidus, 306 nucleotides. Lineage: Eukaryota; Fungi; Ascomycota; Leotiomycetes; Helotiales; Helotiaceae. The record is from the annotation of a GenBank genome assembly.
AUGGCAAGCUUUCCAAUGACGAGUAUUCCAGAGCAAAUAUGGACAGGGAAAAAAGCAAUUCUUACCAAACGCAUGGUUACACAAGCGAACCGACCAACCAGAGUGCGCAAUAUAUGGUACUACUAACUUCCAAGGGCUUCCAUUCCAGACCCGAUUACUACCAUCUUCCGCCCGUCGGCCAGACAGGGUAAACAUGAGGCUACCCGCUAUCACUUGAGAGGACCGGAAUCCAAAGCCGACCCACCAGGACUUUACCCAGUCCUCGCAACAAUUAACUGGGAAAGAAGACUGGGAAAAAGUGUCUAG